Pelodiscus sinensis (Chinese soft-shelled turtle) is the source of this 703-nucleotide messenger RNA. The record is from RefSeq and is a predicted model, not a curated record. NCBI's taxonomy places the organism in Eukaryota, Metazoa, Chordata, Testudines, Trionychidae.
AUAGAACCCACCUCUCUUGGAUUCCACUUCAGCGUUCUAUCCGCUACAUCAGGGCUAAUCAACACACUGCCCGUGGCCUGAUGGUUUGGGCCCAUGGCGCGGUUUGACUUUAUGCAAGGCUCAACAGGUGACCACCAGGGACAAGUUUCGAUUCUAUGCCUGUUUGAUGAGAGAACGAUUUGACGAACACAAAAAUGAGAAGGAUAUGGUGAAAGCAACAAAACUGCUGAGAGCUGCUGAGGAAGAAUUUUGGGUAUGCCAGCAUCCUCAACCUUACAUCUUCCCUGAUUCUCCUGGAGGCACAUCUUAUGAGAGAUAUGACUGUUACAAGGUUCCUGAAUGGUGUUUGGAUUUAUGGCAUCCUUCUGAGAAGGCAAUGUAUCCUGAUUACUUCUCCAAAAGAGAGCAAUGGAAAAAGCUGCAGUUAGAAAGCUGGGGAAAAGAGGUUAAGCAGCUAGAGGCUGAAACUCCACCUGAUGGUCCUGUGAAUGAAGCUUUGCCUCCAGCUCGCAAAGAAGGGCAUCUGCCACCUCUGUGGUGGCAGUAUGUAACAAGACCCCGAGAACAGGGGUCCUUUUAAAGUCCGUUCAUGAACACCUGAAUUAAGCAGUUUGUUCUUGACAAGCAGUAGGAAUGUCAGUUAAAUGCACUACUGUACUUAAUGCACAAUAAAGCUAAGUAAAAUAAAUGACUAUAUCUAAGA